UAUAGCUGCGUCUCUGUCGGUUGUUGUGAUUCAUUGACAAACACUUCCUCAGUCCGUUCCAAUCUUCGAGCGUGUUUGUGUUUUUUGGUAGAGUAAAAAGUGUUUAUUUGUUUUUAAUAUUUGUACAUAUUGCAGCGUUUACAGCCAUGGAUAACCACGCUCCUCCGGGCGAGCGGGAAGUUCACCAGCAAGCGCUGCAGCAAAUUAUGAGUGUGCUGCGGAGACCUAGCUCUAGCUUGCAAGAUCAGCAAGAGAUCCUGCAGAUCCUCAGGCGCAACCCGCCGCUUAUGGCUGCUUACAUCAAGCAGCGACAGCGGUAUUUAGGCAUCGUUGCACCCAUAAAUAUAGACAGAACAUGGCAGCAGACAAUAACAGAGGAGGAAAGACACCAUAUUGUGGAAUUGAUCGCCAGUAGAAUACUAUCAUCACUAGGCGGCGUAGGCCCCGUAACACUGAAUUGGGCUCAGCAUAUUGAGGGAAGUGCUUUCGGGACGGCUAGUUCGCGGGAGGACUACUAUCGCAUAGUGGCAGAGGAGAUCCGGAAGGGAGAGAUCCAGGCAAACAUGCAGAAGUCAGGAUUUCUUGGCUCCGGAAUAUCAGGAACGGGAAUUCAGAUUCAGAGGGAAUUUCAGUGAGUUAACUGCCAACCUUCAGUAAUGGAGAGGCACUUGAAGAAGAAAUAGGGAAUAGCGCAGGUCUUCGGGAUAUCUGGCUUGCGGGAAGAGCAGCAACAGGUCUAGGCAUUAAGCAAAUCCAGCAGAUGGAAAUUUAGCUCGAGGUGAUCGAAAAUAAAACAAAUAAAUAAAUUUCAAGCCGCUGUAUUAAAAGGAAUAUAAAUUAAGUCAAUGGUAAUUAUUACACCAAACAAAACGUUUUAAUGUCAAAACAAUAAAGUAAUGUUCAGAAUAUGUAAAAUAUC
This is a messenger RNA of Cydia pomonella (codling moth), 919 nucleotides long. RefSeq lists its product as uncharacterized. Gene Ontology annotation, biological process: regulation of DNA-templated transcription. Lineage: Eukaryota; Metazoa; Arthropoda; Insecta; Lepidoptera; Tortricidae. Gene Ontology annotation, cellular component: histone acetyltransferase complex; nucleus. Gene Ontology annotation, molecular function: transcription coactivator activity; histone acetyltransferase activity. The coding region runs from base 147 to 635 and encodes 162 amino acids. The transcript has 4 exons. The record is from RefSeq and is a predicted model, not a curated record.